AUGGAGUUACGGAAGCAUAGGUCAAGCGGGACGUCUUUCCUCACCUUCUGGAUCUUUCUUCUACAGAUGCUAGGCAGCGCUCGUCGAGGCGCUGAAGGCCACGGCAGGUUGAUGGAUCCGCCAGCUCGCAACUCCAUGUGGAGGUUCGGCUUCCCCAACCCAGUCAACUACAAUGACAACGAACUGUUCUGUGGAGGGUAUGCAGUUCAGUGGGAACAAAACGGUGGGAAGUGCGGCGUGUGCGGUGAUGCUCACCAUCUAUCAAACCCACGGCCUCAUGAAGCAGGCGGCAUGUACGGUAAAGGUAUUGUCACCCGCCAUUACAGCGUCGGACAGGAAAUUGAAGUGGAAAUAGAGCUGACAGCAAAUCAUCUUGGCACAUUUGUGUUAAAGUUGUGCCCGAACAAUAAUGCUCAGCAAGAAGCCACACAGGAAUGCUUUGACAGAUACCCAUUAUACAUUGCCGAGACGCGAGAAGACAGGUUUUUAAUUCCCCUGGACACAGCUAAGAAGGAAAUCUUCAGGUACAGAGUGCGUUUGCCACCCUACGUUACCUGUACACAAUGUGUGCUACAAUGGACUUAUUAUACUGGCAAUAUGUGGGGUAUCUGCGAGAACGGAACAGAGGCAGUCGGUUGUGGUCGUUCGGAGACGUUCCGGAACUGUGCCGACGUCAGUGUGGUAACCAACACUGGUGGUCUCCCACCAGCGUUCGCAGGAGAUCUUAGAAGGGACUAUCCCUUCUUAUUGUACUACAGGGAUUAUAACAUGCCCAAGAAUAUAUACCCACUUGUUGUCAGGGACCAAGUGUGUAUGCCCACUAAAAAGUUCCGAGCGAUCCCCGGUAUGCUGAACUGGUGUCAGACCAAUUGUUUGCGGUACCCUCCCAACUGUCCUGAAGAUAUAUGCACUUGCCCGAAUACCUGCGAAGCUUUUGGGGAGAUUGAAGGUCGUCCAGGAGCCGAUGUAUACUGCAUGGACCAAUGCAUCGUGUACCCGCCCCACUGUCCUACCAACCGUUGCCAAUGUUAUUAG
This is a messenger RNA of Arctia plantaginis, 1035 nucleotides long. NCBI's taxonomy places the organism in Eukaryota, Metazoa, Arthropoda, Insecta, Lepidoptera, Erebidae. The record is from the annotation of a GenBank genome assembly.